AUGUAUGCAUUGUCUACUAGUGCCGAGGGAGCCUGUCACCUGUGUGUGCCGCCUGACCCCGGUAUCCAGUCUGCUGCUCCAGGUGCCGGUGAGGCUGCCGCUCUAGGUGCUAGUGCGUCUGCUGCCCCUGGUCCUGGUGAGGCUGCUGCUCUAGGUGCAGGUGUGUCUGCUGCUUCAGGUGCUUGUGAGUCUGCGCCUUUAGGUACUGCGUCUACUGAGGCACUGCACACCUUCACACUGGACUCAGGUGCUUCCCGCUGUUUCUUUCGCGACCGCACUGCCCUCGAGCAGCUCCCUAGGCCGGUUGCUGUCUCCCUGGCUGACCCCUCCGGGGGUCCGGUCCUUGUGACCUCCACCACUGCCCUCCCUUGUCCUGCUGUCCCGUCUGGCACACUGUCGGGCCUUUACCUCCCCUCGUUCUCUACGAACUUGGUGGCGGGUUCUGCGCUCCAGGACGCAGGUGUUCACUA
Closterium sp. NIES-65 is the source of this 470-nucleotide messenger RNA. The record is from the annotation of a GenBank genome assembly. Lineage: Eukaryota; Viridiplantae; Streptophyta; Zygnematophyceae; Desmidiales; Closteriaceae.